AUGGGCAGCAAGAUGGCUUCCGCCAGCAGGGUCGUGCAGGUAGUGAAGCCACAUACUCCAUUAAUAAGGUUCCCUGACAGAAGAGACAAUCCUAAACUCAGUGCCUCAGACGUUUUGAGAUCUGUUGGGCUACCCUCUCACUCUUCUGUAAUUUCACAGCAUUCUAAAGGAAACAUAUCCCCAGAUCUGCUGAUAUAUCCGGGGCCCCCAGACACUGCAGAAAUACUAAAAACAUUACCUCAGAAGUACAGAAGGAAACCUAUAUCUCAAGAAGAAAUGGACUUUAUCCAGAGUUGAGGUCCAGAAUGAUCGCUGUGGUUGCUGUUUGUCACCAGACAAAAGGAUUAUCUUUACAAUAAAGGACUUCCAAAAUGUCAAAUGAAAAUUACAUAUUAAGCAACAUUAAUAAUUAUUCUGCAAAAAGAAUGAAGUAUAGAAACUCUAGAUGGCCACUUGUAUCUCCUCGAUGUAUCUUGGUCAGCUUCUCUAACAAGCUGGCCUGCAUACCUA
Messenger RNA from Chionomys nivalis (European snow vole), 510 nucleotides. Its product is annotated as alpha-ketoglutarate dehydrogenase component 4-like. Gene Ontology annotation, biological process: 2-oxoglutarate metabolic process. The coding region runs from base 1 to 297 and encodes 98 amino acids. NCBI's taxonomy places the organism in Eukaryota, Metazoa, Chordata, Mammalia, Rodentia, Cricetidae. The transcript has a single exon. The record is from RefSeq and is a predicted model, not a curated record.